Messenger RNA from Drepanopeziza brunnea f. sp. 'multigermtubi' MB_m1, 693 nucleotides. RefSeq lists its product as uncharacterized. The record is from RefSeq and is a predicted model, not a curated record. NCBI's taxonomy places the organism in Eukaryota, Fungi, Ascomycota, Leotiomycetes, Helotiales, Drepanopezizaceae. Gene Ontology annotation, biological process: defense response to fungus; defense response to bacterium.
AUGGCGGAAACAAUCCACCAGCUCCCAGAAUGGGAAACCCCGCGCCCCCCUAAGCAAAAAGGCCCACUCAGCAAAUUGAUGGCCCAGUCGCCGCUACUGGCACGCAAGCAGGAAGCAGAAGAAGGAAAAGAAGCAGCAUCGGCCGGAGAAGACUCGACGGCCGUUAUGCGCACGUUCUCCGAUCGGUUCGUGCCGCACCGGGCCGCGUGUAGCCUUAGACCCAGGAGCCGCAAGAGCAUGCUGUAUAGCCUCGGGGCGCUCCUCCUCCUCCUCGCCCUCGCCCUGGGCCUCGGACUCGGGAUCGGCCUUCCGCAGAAGUCAAACAAGGCCGAGAACCUGCCGCUGCCGACAAGCAACGGCACAUUCAAUGGCGACUUGACGUACUAUGAUCCCGGACUCGGCGCCUGCGGCCUCGAACACGCUGCGUCGGACUCGAUCUGCGCGGUGUCGCAUUCGGUAUGGGACGCGGUGAUGACGAGUUCGAACCCGAAUGAUAACCCGCUGUGUGGGCGGAAGAUCCGAGUAACGCGAUAUAAUGAGGCGGUUCGGGCCAACCGGAGUGUAGAUGUGACGGUGGUGGAUAAGUGUAUGGGAUGCAAGCCCACAGAUCUGGAUCUAAGCAUCAAGAUGUUCACGGCCCUGGCCGAUGAGAGUCUGGGAAGAGUGGUAGGGACCUGGGCCUGGUUGAACUGA